This is a messenger RNA of Tetrapisispora phaffii CBS 4417, 264 nucleotides long. RefSeq names its product ATPase inhibitor (gene INH1). The record is from RefSeq and is a predicted model, not a curated record. Gene Ontology annotation, biological process: negative regulation of ATP-dependent activity. Gene Ontology annotation, cellular component: mitochondrion. The coding region runs from base 1 to 264 and encodes 87 amino acids. NCBI's taxonomy places the organism in Eukaryota, Fungi, Ascomycota, Saccharomycetes, Saccharomycetales, Saccharomycetaceae. Gene Ontology annotation, molecular function: ATPase inhibitor activity. The transcript has a single exon.
AUGUUAUCGCGCUCGUCUGCUUUAAAGAAUUCUGUUAAAAAUAUACAUCCUCUUGCAUACAUUAGACUUUAUACCGAAGGUGCCACUGGUGCUCCAAGGUCGGAAGGUGGAGGUGAUUCUUUCACAAAAAGAGAGAAGGCUAAUGAAGAUUAUUUCAUAAGACAACAUGAGAAAGAACAGCUGGCUGAAUUAAGAAACCAAUUACAAAAACAACAAAAAAAGUUGGAUCAAAUAGAAAGCAAGAUUGAGCAACUAUCAAAGUAA